Messenger RNA from Carassius gibelio (silver crucian carp), 5627 nucleotides. RefSeq names its product spindlin-Z (gene spina). The transcript has 6 exons. Bases 443 to 1231 code for a protein of 262 amino acids. Gene Ontology annotation, biological process: gamete generation. Lineage: Eukaryota; Metazoa; Chordata; Actinopteri; Cypriniformes; Cyprinidae. The record is from RefSeq and is a predicted model, not a curated record.
GGAGCACUAUUUGGCAGCGGAGGAGGGGAGGGCAAGAGCUCGGCCGCAUUCGGGGCCGCCUGCGCUCAUCAAACGCUGCUCAUUGAACACACAGUGAGGCAGAGCUGGAGUGGAAAUAUUUUUUUUAUGCCGCAAUAUGCGUGAAUUUCUAAAAUAAACCCGGGGUUGCUGGAGCCCUUCUGAAGGAGGUCUGGAUCAGUACUCAUUGGCGCGGGCCCUGAGAGGCCGACCCAUCCCCCCGACUCUCUCCUGAGCCCCAGUCAUUCCACAGCGUCAGACGGGCAUCAGGCGAGCUCCUUACAUGCCAGCGUUUUUUGUUUUAUUUUGACUGCCUCCUUUAGGUUGAGUCCCCUCUCCCCCGAAACUCUUUCAUUCAGCAGAAAGAGUAGAGGAUAUUUUGACCCUAGUGCGGCAGCCGGGCUGCUCCCACACACACAGAUGAAUGAAGACCCCAUUCGGGAAGAACGCGGCCCAGAGAUCCAGAGCUGAUGCAGGGCAUGCUGGUGUCUCUGCAAAUAUGAUGAAGAAAAAGAACUCUCAUAAGAAACACAAAAGCAGCGUAGGCCCCACUAAAGCAGUGGCUCAGCCGCGGAGGAACAUCGUGGGCUGUCGAAUCCAGCACAUCUGGAAGGAGGGCAGCGGCGCGGCGUCGCAGUGGAAAGGCACAGUUUUAGACCAGGUGCCCGUCAACCCCUCGCUCUACCUGAUCAAAUACGACGGCUUCGACUGUGUCUACGGCCUGGAGCUGCAUAAAGACGAGCGCGUGCAAGGACUCGAGGUCCUGCCAGACAGACUCGCCUCGACGCGCAUCAGCGACGCUCACCUGGCCGACACCAUGAUCGGGAAAGCCGUGGAGCACAUGUUCGAGACGGAGGAUGGCACUAAGAACGAGUGGAGGGGAAUGGUUCUGGCCCGGGCGCCCAUCAUGAACACCUGGUUCUACAUCACGUAUGAGAAGGACCCGGUGCUCUACAUGUAUCAGCUGCUGGAUGACUAUAAAGACGGAGAUCUGAGGAUCAUGCCAGACUCCAACGACUCGCCCCCAGCGGAGCGUGAGCCCGGAGAAGUGGUGGACAGCCUCGUGGGGAAGCAGGUGGAAUACGCCAAAGAGGACGGCUCUAAACGAACUGGGAUGGUUAUCCAUCAGGUGGAAGCCAAGCCCUCCGUCUACUUCAUCAAGUUUGAUGACGACUUUCACAUUUACGUCUAUGACCUGGUGAAAACAUCGUAAGGCGGCGACACGGGACGAGGAGAGGGGGAGGAGUUUCACCUAACCAUGUGAUCCACACAAACGUUUUUUUUUUUUUUUGCCAAAAGUUCUCUCAAAACAUUUCUCGUAACAUCAUUUGGAAAUGGAACGCUGGAUAUUUCGGUGGAUUAGUGGAUAGUCGGGUGUCUCUUAUCGCUGUAGGAUGAACGAACAUCCGUCCCCCGACAUACACACGUAGCUUCAUAUUUCAGAGGUUCGUCUCGAGAAUUUCCCAUUCCUGGUUGGUUGUUACGAAGACGUUCGUCGGGAGAAUCCAGUUUGGCUGUUGUGGAACGUUUAAGUGUUCAUCUGUUGGACUGUUACAAUCCCGUCAUGGGUUGAGAUUCAAGCUAGCUUUGUGCGCCGAUGUUUCGGGAAACGGUGGAAACGAAACGCGCGGGCCGUUUAUCUUUCAAACCUGAGAAACACGUCGGUCUGUGAAGGAUGGGGAGCGUUCGGGACGUCCUAAACCUCUUAAAGUGCCAGGAGGUGGAGGGCGGGAGAAAAUGUCUGUAAAUAAGACAUCAUUCUGUUUUUGAUGUCUUUGAGUCGGUUGCCAGAUGUUUCAUGUUUUAUCCCUCCGUCUUCUGGUCCUCGCCAGAAUUUGCGCACAGAAGCUCCACUGUCAAUCAAAUGUAGGCAUUUGUUGCGUGAAUCUCAUCACCACAAGUAAACGCUAAUGCAGAUUUUUCAAUCUUAAGCACUAAAUUUAGAGACCUGUUUGUUUUCAAUGAAUUUCAAAAAACAUUUUUGCAUUUCAUGUUUGGAACGUUGAUUUAACGUUUGCCUAAUGUUGAUAUAACGUUCAUUUCACUCCAUUUACUUAAUGGGCUUCAUAACAUCUACAAAAUGCCUACGUAUUGUAUCAUGUUGCAUAGUGUGAACAUUUCCUCUUGGGUUAUUGUUGUUAUGGUGUAGAUUAAUGGGUUUAUUGUGUCUUAGCACAUGAUUUUGACUCUUUAAGCACUAAAAAUCAUACGGUUACCCAAUUCCCCCAAAGUAUUUAGAGAUGUUACAUAAAACUAAUUGCACAAAGUGUUUAAUCCUGUACUGGUUAGAAAAUGCUGAUGCAAUAAUGAAGAAAGUAUUCAGGAAUUUCUUUGCACCCCGUGACAUUAGCGUUGUUUUUCUUUGAUCAGCCUCGGAGAGAUUUCUCUGACGCUCUGCGAGCAUAAACGUCUGUGCCUGGAUAUUGACUUCUGUAUGUUUUUUUACGUGUGUGUUUCGUCUGAAGGUUUGAGUGUUCCCAUUAGACUAAAUGACAUGAAGGCCCCCUCCGAGGAAUGUUACGGUGUCUCAAGAAGCCCUCGCAGCUCCAUGUGUUUUGCAUUAUUUCAGCGUUUUGUGCUGCUUCGAGUUACAGCGCUCCUGUUUUUCACACUUACAUAAAGAGUUUCUCUUGUUCUCAAGCCGCUGUCGACUGCAUUCGAUGCACAACACUAGAAGAGUGACAUGAAGAAAUGCACAGGUCAGAUUUCACUCCAAAAUCACGUCAAAAAUAUUAGAUGUUAUAUUUUGCACACACAAAAAAGAAUCUAUUAUUUUCAUGACAUUCAAGCAUUCUCAUUACCUAAUACUAAAAUACUUUAACUGUAAUACAUUUGUGUAAUGCAUCAUGUAAUCCUGUAAAAUGCAUUCAUUUAAAUCUUUCUAUGAUUUAUUAAUCCUUUCAACUUUUUUUUGGGGGGGGUGCAUGGCAGUGAUGAGAAAAUGGGGUUUAAAUAUGUUAACUGAUUAAUAAAUGGGAAAAAAGUAUAAUAUUAUGUGGUAAUUGUCAUACAUAAGUUAUUUAUUUAUUUAUGUGUGUGUGUGUUUGUUUGUGUGUGUGUGUGUGUGUGUCUGUGUGAAGAUAGUGUGUGCGUGUGAGAGAGUGUGUGUGUGAGUGUGUUUGUGUGAGAGAGAGUCUGAGAGUGAGUCUGUGAGUGAGUAUGUGAGAGAGUGUGUGUUUGUGCAAGAGUGUGCGAGAGAGUGAGAGUGAGCGAGAGAUUGUGUGUGUGUGAGAGAGUGUGUGUGUGUGUGUGUGUGACAGAGUGAGCGAGAUAGUGAAUAAGUGAGCGACAGUGUGCGAGUGAGCGAGAGAGAGAGUGUGUGUGUGUGUGUGCGAAAGUGAGGGAGAGAGAUAAUGUGAGAGUGAGCAAGAGUGUGUGAGUGAGAGAGAGAGUGUGUGUGUGUGCGAGGGUGAGGGAGAGAGAUAAUGUGAGAGUGAGCAAGAGUGUGUGAGUGACCGAGAGAGUGUAAAUGAGAGAGUGUGUGUGUGCGAGAGUGAGGGAGAGAGAUAAUGUGAGAGUGAGCAAGAGUGUGAGUGAGAGAGUGUGUGCGAGAGUGAGGGAGAGAGAUAAUGUGUGAGUGAGCGAGAGAGUGUGAGUGAGAGUGUGUGUGUGUGUGUGCGAGAGUGAGGGAGAGAGAUAAUGUAAGAGUGAGCAAGAGUGUGUGAGUGAGCGAGAGAGUGUGUGUGUGUGAGAGAGAGAGAGAGUGUGUGUGUGCGCGUGUGUGUAUGUGUGCUCUUGUUUUUGUGACAUAUCAGGACACAACUCUGUAUAAUGUCAUGGGUAUGACACAGGUAUUACAACUUAUGAGGACAUAACCAUGUCCCCAUUUUUCAAAACACUUAUAAAUCAUCCAGAAUGAGUUUUUUUGAGAAAGUAAAAAUGCACAAAGUUUCCUGUGAGGGUUAGGUGUAGGGUUGGUGAAGGGACAUAGAAUAUACAGUUUCUACAGUAUAAAAACCAUUACACAAAAAAACAAACGUGUGUGUGUGUGAGAGAGAGAGAGAGUGUGUGUGUAUUUAAAUUUUUGACUUUUAAAUCACAAUUACCAUACAAUAUUUAGCCAUUUUGGCAUUUUUUUAAUUAAUUGUAUAUGUUUUGGAUUUCACUAAUAUAUCAGGAAAUGUAAAAAAAAAAAAAAAAGGUAUAUUUUAUAAAUAUAAAACAUAUAUUAUGUCUCUUUUAAUAUAUUUGAAAUAUAUAAUACAUAUUUUUUUAGCCCAUCUGACAUUUCCAUACAUGUUAAUUGUUAUUAAAAAUCUAAUAUGCAAUUUAUCCUUUUUUUUUUUUUUUUACAUUUUUCCUGACAAUUUCCAUAUAUAUGAAUGAAAACAUAAAGACUGCAUAUAUUCCAUAUUGUCUUCAUGCAAAUUAUAUACAUUUAGUUUCUUCUCAUGAUUUCGGGGUGAAGUGUGACCUGGAUAUUUCCAGAUGCUUUUCAGAAGUUUGAAGAUGUCUGUGAUUCUCCAUGUCUUGCCCUUGAAACAUUAAUGCAGGCGUCCUGCUCUGCUUCUAAAUAAACCAGCGUCCCAAACGCAGAGGUCAAGCUUCGUCCCGGGACCGAUGAUCUACUUCUCCUUUCCAGUCGAGAGCUUGUUGACUUUUGCGAGGCAUCGCUUGAGUCGUGUUUUAUCGAAUGGACAGCAGACGUGUCAGUAUGCAAUCGGAUCUCUUUAGAAAGACAUGCUCAUGGGAUUGGCCUUCUACAUGUACCUACUGUAGUAUUGUACUGUGUUUUGAUGUCAGGUCGACAUGGGAAAUUAAAAAAAACUACGAAAACUAGACCGUUCUUUUUGCAUGAUCCGAGUAGAUUUGUUAUCGUACGUUAGUGUGAUGCAUGUGUACCUGUCUUUUUAUUUCAGCUAUUCGUUCCCUAAAUGAAAGAUUGUUUAUUGUGUUGCAAAUUGUGACAUUUCUGUUCUGGUUUUUGAAUCCAUUUCUAAGUAAAAACUAAAGUUGAACUAAGUAUUUUCUUUUCUGCUAUGCUCUGUAAGAACAAACGCACUGGUGUUGUGUGGCGUGCCAAUCCAAGGCAAGAAACCAGUGUUAAAAACAGCAUUUGAGGGAUCAUAUACUUUUGACACAGUACCAUUGUUCUGUUACAGGACAAACUUACUAUGUUUCUAUGAAGAGUGCCAUAUUUAAUGACGAAACAGGCCUUAGGCGACGAAAUCACGUACAGAUCUUUAUGUAAAGCGGGAUAAUGUGUGCAUGUAUUGAAUAUGUCAUAUCUAAUUCAAUCAUAUAGAUGCAGAAUUAGAGCAAACGCACACUUUAAACUGCGUGGAGAGAAUUGAAUGUAUGGUCCCUUUAAGAUGCUGUUGCUCUUUAAUUACUUUGUAUAAAAAAAGAAAAGAUCAACGCAAAUGCAGUGCAAUUUGAUGAUUGUUGCAGAUACAUGUAUAGUUCAAAUUUCAUGUUCUUUCACGUUGAGGUAAAUGGCUUUUAUUGGACCGAAUCCGUUUUUUUUUCUCCUUUUUUAACAUGUAGAUAGUUCAUUUUGUUUUCAUUUAAGUAUAAACACAUUUUAAAACCUGUUACUUAAUUCAUUAAGUAAUUUUUAUAAUUAUUAUGUGAGUCUAUCCUUAUAAGAUUAAAAAAAGUUAAUGUGA